AUGUGGCGAGACCGCACGAAUCUCUAUAUCUCGUACCGGCAGUCCUACGCCCACCACCCGACGCAGCGCAACCGGUAUGGACCAUCCACCACGGGCGACCGCUUCGGCGGAAGCGGCGCAAGCACUGGUGUCUUAUUCUCAGCGGACGAGGAUCGGCGGGGCCUUUUAUCCUCAGGCGCCUAUGAUGUGGACGAUGGCGAUGCCGUAAUCGAGAUGGACUUGCUUCCCCCCCGAUGGGCCGACGUGUCAGAUGAGGUGACGGAGUUGCUGGCGGAUAUUGCGAGCAAGAGUCAGAAGUUGGAGCGGCUACAUCAAAAACACGUUUUACCGGGAUUCAAUGACGAAGAGACCAAGAAGGCCGAGGAGGGUGAGAUUGAACGGUUGACACAGGGCAUCACCCGCGGGUUUCAUGAGUGUGGCCGAUGCAUACAGCGCAUCGAACAAAUGGUGCGUGAGGGCAAGGCGAAGGGUCAGAUGAGCCGCGCAGACGAAACUAUGGCGAAAAACAUCAAGGUCAACCUUGCAGCGAGGGUUCAGGAGGCGAGCGCCGGGUUCCGCAAGAAGCAGAGCACAUAUCUCAAGAGUAGGGCAGCAUGCGCAGAUGACAGGACUUAUUCGCAGUCAAUGCUCCAGACAACCACUCACCAAAAACUCCUCCAUUCCAACGAUGCCGUCAUAUCGCAGCGCGAAAAGGAAAUCGAGGAAAUUGCUCAAGGCAUUAUCGAACUGGCCGACCUUUUCCGCGACAUGCAAGCUAUAGUCAUUGAUCAAGGGACUAUGCUGGACCGGAUCGAUUACAACGUGGAGUCUAUGGCGACUCAUGUGAAAGAUGCCGCGAAGGAGCUCAAAACAGCGGAGGGGUACCAGAAGAAGACGACGAAACGAAAGAUCAUCUUCCUCCUGCUACUCAUUAUCGCCGCCAUGAUAAUAUUGCUGGUUAUCAAGCCGAAAAAGCACGGUGCGGCCAACGACGAUGAGAGCAAGGGAUGCCCGGUUGCCGUCGUGCCAGGGUUGGAGCUCGAAAAUAUCUUGGCACCGGACCACAAAAGACAUGCUGAGUCAACCCUGAGAAUUGACCAAUCUGAAUUGGGCAAGCAACCCACUCGUCAUGCACUCGAUGGUUCCCAGCUCGGGCCAGAGCUCGCCUUGCAAGCAACACACCCGAUCAAUCACCACCUCGGUCACCCCGCGAACACCAGCAACCGCCCCGACGACCACAAUCCAACUCCCCACUCAUUCAAGAUGGCGUUCAUGGACUCCCAGAACAAGGUGCACCAGUACCAAAAGUCGUACCAGAAGGCGUACAAGGCCCACACGCGCAUCUGGCGGAUCAACCCUCGUAGCGGCAUGAUGUUGACCCCGUUCACCAUUGUCCUUUGGGGAACCACCGCCGGUAUGGAUCACCACGGCCCUGCCUUGGGGAUGCUAGAGUUUUGGGAUGGGCCGGGAAAUAGAAGCGGCAACGGAGCCUGCGUGGGGGUAUUCACGACGAACCUGAACAAUUCGAGGUGCGCCUGA
Chaetomium globosum CBS 148.51 is the source of this 1518-nucleotide messenger RNA. RefSeq lists its product as uncharacterized. Lineage: Eukaryota; Fungi; Ascomycota; Sordariomycetes; Sordariales; Chaetomiaceae. Gene Ontology annotation, molecular function: SNARE binding; SNAP receptor activity. The transcript has 7 exons. Gene Ontology annotation, biological process: intracellular protein transport; vesicle fusion; vesicle-mediated transport. Gene Ontology annotation, cellular component: SNARE complex; membrane; endomembrane system. The coding region runs from base 1 to 1518 and encodes 505 amino acids. The record is from RefSeq and is a predicted model, not a curated record.